AUAGUUUUCAUUUUAAAUUUACGGGCGCCAUGUUUAGAAGAGUACAUUUUUUUUCUGAGGAUCUUAAAGCAAUUGCAGCCAGUAUAUUUUUCUCACAAGCUUCAUAAAUCAUAACAUUAUAAAAAAUUAUACCAAUCAGAAAAUAAAUAACAUUUCUUUAAAUAUAAAUACAGGAAAAGUGUGAUUGUUAAAAUAGAAGAAAAUACUUUUUGUUUUUAAUUAACUGCAAAUUUAAAGUGAUGUGCAUUAAUCUUCAAAUUUAGAAUGAAAUCUUCCCUGUGAUAUAUAUGUACAUGAAUAGUCAACUUUUUUUUUCUUGCCGUUGUCAGUCCCAUUUUGCUAAUUUAAUUGAAAUUGUUAAAGCUAGGCCAAAUAAUAUUCCAUUUUGUGUAAUUCGUUCCCGUGAUUGAUACUUGAUUUAGUUUUCUUAUUUAUUUGUCUCUCUUCACUGGUAUAUGGUGAUCCCAAAAGACACUGCUGCUGCCAUCAAUUCAAUCUUAAAUUUUAAUAAUUAUUUAAAAGAGCGGAGCACCUGCACACGGACACGGACACCUCAUACAAAUUGCGAUGGCUGACUUUGAUCUGAACGUGGACAGUCUAAUUCAGCGUCUUUUGGAAAGCUAUAAAAAGGAAAAAGAGCGGGAAGCAAGUGCUUUGAAAUUGCUGCAAGAAGAAAAUCAAGAUUUAAUUUCUUCACCAUCAAGUGAGACACAUGUAUCGGCAGAAGGCGAUCAAAUAACAAUCCACCAUCAGCCCAAGGAAGAAAAGAAAAAGCCGCGCCUCAGAGACUUCUUUAUAUCUGAAUUUGUGCGAGGAUGUCGUCAAGGUAAAGCUGUACAAAUGUCCGAAGCUGAAGUACGUGGCCUUUGUCUAAAAUCACGAGAAAUAUUUCUGCAGCAACCCAUUUUGCUUGACUUAGAAGCUCCACUUAUCAUUUGUGGUGACAUUCACGGGCAAUAUACAGAUCUACUUCGUCUUUUUGAAUACGGAGGCUUUCCACCUGCAGCCAAUUAUUUAUUUUUAGGCGAUUACGUAGAUCGAGGCAAACAGUCACUAGAAACGAUAUGUCUACUGUUGGCAUAUAAAAUUAAAUAUCCUGAAAACUUCUUCCUCUUGCGUGGUAAUCACGAGUGUGCUAGUAUUAAUCGAAUCUAUGGAUUCUAUGACGAAUGUAAACGCAGGUACAAUGUUAAGCUUUGGAAAACCUUUACAGACUGCUUCAAUUGCCUACCGAUAGCGGCAAUUAUCGACGAAAAAAUAUUCUGUUGCCAUGGUGGAUUGAGUCCCGACCUCCAGAGCAUGGAACAAAUAAGGCGCUUGAUGCGACCAACAGAUGUACCAGACACAGGUUUGCUCUGUGAUUUGCUUUGGAGUGAUCCAGAUAAAGAUGUCGAAGGUUGGGGUGAGAAUGACCGAGGCGUAAGCUUUACUUUUGGGGCAACAGUCGUAUCAAAAUUUCUGCGAAAACACGACCUAGAUUUGAUAUGCCGGGCUCAUCAGGUUGUUGAAGAUGGAUAUGAGUUCUUUGCUAGACGUCAAUUAGUUACAUUAUUUUCGGCACCGAAUUACUGCGGAGAGUUUGACAAUGCUGGUGGAAUGAUGACAGUGGAUGAUUCCUUAAUGUGCUCAUUCCAGAUUUUGAAACCAUCUGAAAAGAAAGCCAAGUAUCUCUACACCGGAACAAAUUCAUCACGACCAACGACUCCACAGCGCAAUACACAGUUGAUUACAUCGAAUAAAAAGAAAUAGUAUAUCCAUUCACUUCCAUUUUCCUAAAAAAAUGUUUAAAUAUAAAAACGCUAAAAUAUAUAUACAAAAUUGAAAAAGAGUCCUAAAAAUAUAAUUUAAAAUAUUUAUUCUGAAAUGAUUUGUCCAAAUAAUAAGAAAAUAAGAACUAACUAAAGUUAAAAAAGCAGUUUUGUUAAAACUCAAUAUUUUAUACUAUUAAUAGAUCAAUUUAUUUUCCAGAGAUUUCAGAAAUCUCGAAACUUUUACAGUCGUAUUCAUUUAUACAUAUUUAUUAAAAUUGCUUUAAAAAAUUUACAUUAAUUUGUAUCUAUAAUCAAUUUUCUAGAUAUACUUCACUUACUGACCGUAAUGCAAUUCAGUAUAAUAUCUGCUGAAUGUUUCUAGUACGCUUUGUGCGUUAACCUAUGUUAUUGAGAGGACCGACCUAAGGACUUUGUUCGCUUUAGUAAUACAGUUCGUAUUUAAACCAAUGUCCUCCAUGAGAAUAAGCAUGUACCUGUAACCUACUGCAUUAUUUCUUAUGAAAACAUCCAUCGGUUAUGCAGCUGUUAUAGAGGCUUGCUCAUGAUCAUUCUGGUUAGUGCUUAUACAACGUAGACAUCUAUUAAAUUUAAACAAAAAAUAAUGUUUUUUCGUUUAAGUACAUUUUAAAGACCUUUUACGUUUAAAAUUGUGGUCAAAAUCCCUUGCGGCUGGUUUAUAAAUUCACAAAUAGGUUAUAUUAUUAAUGGCUGAGACCUUUCCAACAAAUGCAAUAAACAAUUAAAGGAAAAAAAAACAUUGCCCAUGGAAUAUGACCCAAGGUUAAUUUUUAUUGUUCCCAUUAUUGAAAUAGAGAUAUAGUGCAAUCAUCUUUUAUUAAAUUUUGCUCCCAUAAGACCCCGUGGUAUUUAAAUUCUCUGUACAAACAAAAGCUGCACAUGUGUCAACAUGAAAAUAAUUUUAAUCUGGCUUUUAGAAACCUUGUUAGAAUUUUAAAAUUGAUUAUAGAUUCCAAUUUCCUACUUCGGAAUUAUUUUAAAGUUAAGAAGCCUUUACAAUAGUUUUCAAAAUACGACUGUAAAUUUUCAAAAAUAUUAAAUAAAACGUUCUCAACACCUAAGGAAGAUUUGUUUUGUUAAAGUAUACUCUGAUCAAAAUUGAAAUUAAAAUACAAUUUCUUUCAGUGCAAGCGCCGACUCGAAUAAAUUAGCUCAUGACUUUUAGAAAUUUUACUGUCACUUAAUCCAUAGAUUGAAAAAAUGUAAAUAAUGUUUCCUCUCUAAUACCUAUUGCAUGUGCAAUUUUAUUGAAUUUUAAGAACACAUACAAGAUUAAAGUAAAAGUCAAAUUAUAAAUAAAGGAAAAUGAGUAACAUCAAUGUUAAAGGGAAGUUAUUGGUAACUUUCCAUGAAUUAAAAAUAAUAAAAGAACUUUAUAAUAAAUUAUAAAAAAAAUCAUCAUGGUUGGCGAAUAAAUUCGCUUAACAGUAAGAUAAUAUUAAUUAUUAUAUUCUAUCUACCAGAAAUUACCCAUACGACUUGAAAUUAAUUGGUACCCCUUGUACCAUUUUUUGUUUCCGAGACUCCUCUGUCGGUUGAGUGAUAUAAAAAUCCAUAAAAUCCUGAUCUAAUUAUUUCCAAAUUCGGUUAUCUGCUAUUGUAUUGAAGACGAGUUUCUAAUUAAUAAUAUAGUGACCAAAAGCUAGAAUUUCAAUGAAGAACAAAAUGCAAUAUAUUCGGCUAUCAGCCUCUAUAUAAAAUAACAAAAGUUUCCAAAUUGUUUAUGUAUGAAAUUUUUUAUAGUUAUUAAUUUAUUGUUUCAAAAAUUAAUAUUGUACAAACAAUUUUUAAAAAAAUGUAUCUGGAAAAAUGCAUCAUUUUAUUUUGUUGAGCUUGUAAUACCCUCAUAAAUAAAAAUUAUUUGACAUAGUGUAUACUUACAGUUAUAUUAUAUGAAACAAGUUGAUUAUGUACUAAAUUAUUAUUAUUAUUUUAUAUUAUCUUUUAACUGAAGUUUUUAUAGUUUGAAUUUCGUGUUGUUUUUUGUUUUAUUUUUAAUAAAAAAGCAAUCAAGCAUUUAA
Molecule: messenger RNA, 3811 nt
Organism: Eupeodes corollae
Lineage: Eukaryota; Metazoa; Arthropoda; Insecta; Diptera; Syrphidae
Gene: flw
Product: serine/threonine-protein phosphatase beta isoform
Exons: 6
Coding region: 568-1749 (393 amino acids)
Cellular component (GO): nucleus; cytoplasm
Molecular function (GO): protein serine/threonine phosphatase activity
Source: RefSeq, a predicted model, not a curated record